AUGGCCGCCAACCCAUCGUCGCAGGGCGCCCUCGCCCUCGUAGAGAGUAUAGCCAAACUCGGGGAAGGCUUGAAGAAUGGGGAGCAGGGCGCGCGCGAGGGCUUGCUAGGGGCCUGCUCGAAGCUCAUCACGGAGCUCAGUCACCCCUCCGAGACCAUGUUGCAACUGUUGUGGGCGCAACCGUCACACCUCUCCGUCAUCCGCAUGGGCGUCGAGAUCAAGCUCUUCCAAGCAAUGCAGGACAUCGACGCAGCCGGCCAGACGACCGCCGAGAUCGCGUCGAGGACUGAUCCCAAGACGGACCCAGUCCUCGUCGGACGCAUGCUUCGCCAUCUUGCCGCCAUGCAUACCGUGAACGAAACCGCACCCGAUACCUUUGCACCCACUGCUACCUCAAAGUCCUUCGCCGAGCCCGUCUACCAAGACACGAUCCUCUACAUCAUCGACAACUUUCAACCAGCCCACCAGAAGAUGCCCAGCUUCUUCCAGACGCACGGCUUCACUUCACCUAAUUCGCAGACCGACGGUCCCUUCCAGCACGCUUUCGACUGCAAAGGUUACCACUACUUCGAAUACUUCCAGAAGUUUGACCAGGAGAUGGGGCGGCGUUUCGGCAGUAUGAUGGAUGCGUGGAGCAAAGGGCGGCCGCGGUGGUUCGAGCCAGAGUUUUAUCCCGUCAAGGAGCAGCUGAUCGAGGGCGCAGAAAGCGAAGGCGUGUUUCUGGUGGACAUAGGCGGUGGCGUGGGGCACGACGUCGAAGGAGUUAGACAGGCGUUCGGUUCCGCGCUGCCGGGUAAGCUCGUGCUGCAGGACAGGCCCGAGGUCAUCGAGCAUGCGCAGGUGGGCAAGGGCGCUGAAGCCAUGUCUCACGACUUCUUGACCGAGCAGCCCGUUAAAGGUGCACGAGCGUACUACCUGCACUCUAUCAUCCAGGAUUGGAGCGACGACGUGAACACGCAGAUCUUGAAAGCGAUUGUUCCGGCCAUGAAGAAAGGCUAUUCGAAAGUGCUGAUCAACGAUUUCGUAGUCCCAAACCAGGGUGCGGCGUGGCCACAGACAGCCCUUGACUGGGAACUUAUGGCAUCUCUUGGUGCAAGACAUCGCACCGUGGCCGAGCACACCGAAAUGUACGAGGGCGCGGGUCUGAAGAUAAACGGCAUCUGGCGACACCCGCACAGUCUCGACUCGGUGAUCGAACUUGAACUUGCAUAA
Molecule: messenger RNA, 1212 nt
Organism: Didymosphaeria variabile
Lineage: Eukaryota; Fungi; Ascomycota; Dothideomycetes; Pleosporales; Didymosphaeriaceae
Exons: 3
Coding region: 1-1212 (403 amino acids)
Molecular function (GO): O-methyltransferase activity
Source: RefSeq, a predicted model, not a curated record